GUGUGACUGAAUCCCUUUUUGUGUUCUAAAAUCUCAUCAGAAACGUACAACUAUCAAUUAAACAGGUUGGAAAAAGAAUUAAUUAAUGGCUUUGACAGCUGCAAGAGCAUUUAUCUUCCUGGUGCUGCUGGCGAUACGGGCUUGCCAAGCCACCAGCCGAACGUUGCAUGAAGCCUCCAUGUCAGAGAGACAUGAAAAAUGGAUGGCUUAUUAUGGCCGAGCUUACAAGAACAAUGCAGAGAAGGAAAUGCGUUUGAAGCUUUUCAAGCAAAAUGUGGACUUCAUUGAGUCUUUCAACAGUGCUGGGAAUCGGCCGUAUAAGCUGCGCAUCAAUGAGUUUGCAGAUCAAACUAAUGAAGAAUUCCGGGCCUCUCGCAAUGGAUAUAAGAGGUCCUCCUAUUCUAGGCCAUCUGCAAUGACACCAUUCAGGUAUGAGAACAUGACUGGAGUGCCAGCUAGAGUUGAUUGGAGACAGUAUGGAGCUGUUACUCCUGUUAAGGACCAGGGCGAAUGUGGAUGCUGUUGGGCAUUUUCAGCGGUUGCAGCCAUCGAAGGAAUCACCCAAAUCCAAAAGAAAAAGUUGGUAUCUCUUUCCGAGCAAGAAUUAGUUGAUUGUGACACCAGCGGGGAAGACCUAGGCUGUGAAGGUGGUCUAAUGGACAAUGCCUUCAAAUUUAUCAUCCACAACAAAGGCCUUACAACUGAAGACAAGUAUCCCUACAAGGGAUCAGACGGAAAUUGCAGCAAGAGCGAGACAGCAUCCUCUGCGGCCAAGAUCACAGGAUAUGAAGAUGUGACUGCCAAUAGCGAGAAGGCACUGAAAAUGGCGGUCGCCAACCAGCCGGUUUCUGUUGCCAUUGAUGCCGGCGGCUACCCCUUCCAGUUUUACUCCAAGGGGGUCUUCACAGGAGAUUGUGGAAAAGAUUUGGACCACGGCGUCACUGCAGUUGGUUAUGGGAAAUCAGAUGGGAAGAAGUAUUGGUUGGUGAAGAAUUCAUGGGGAACCAGUUGGGGCGAAGAUGGAUACAUAAGAAUGGAAAGAGAUGUUGAUGCUAAGGAAGGUCUAUGUGGCAUCGCCAUGGAAUCUUCCUUUCCCACUGCUUGAGUUGUAGAGUCGAAGGGUGAAUAAACCAUUUAUCUUUCAUUUAAUUUCGCUGCAUGAGCAUGUUUUGCUAUUUCUCCAUGUUUAUGUAAGUGGGAUGUCAUGUAAAUGCUUGCACAUCGGUUAGUACUUGUGCAACGCUUUCUUUUCCUUUCGUUGGUCGGGAGUAGGGUUGUAAUCGAGCCGAUUAUUAAAUGUUCAAGUUUUGUUCGUUAGGUUUUAUUUCGAACACAUGCAAGCCGAAUUGGAUAAUU
This is a messenger RNA of Corylus avellana, 1356 nucleotides long. Its product is annotated as senescence-specific cysteine protease SAG39-like. Lineage: Eukaryota; Viridiplantae; Streptophyta; Magnoliopsida; Fagales; Betulaceae. Gene Ontology annotation, biological process: proteolysis. Gene Ontology annotation, molecular function: cysteine-type peptidase activity. The record is from RefSeq and is a predicted model, not a curated record.